Molecule: messenger RNA, 1926 nt
Organism: Cornus florida
Lineage: Eukaryota; Viridiplantae; Streptophyta; Magnoliopsida; Cornales; Cornaceae
Product: alkane hydroxylase MAH1-like
Exons: 1
Coding region: 38-1570 (510 amino acids)
Molecular function (GO): monooxygenase activity; heme binding; iron ion binding
Source: RefSeq, a predicted model, not a curated record
CUCAUCAGAAACAUACAUAGCUUAUUUAUCGUCUCCAAUGACUUUCCUUGAGUUACUCAUAUUGCUUCUGUGCCCUGUUGUUCUUUGCUAUUGGGGGUGGAGUUUCAGGAGGCACAGAAACUGGCGACCGAGGAAGUGGCGUCUCGUUGGUUUGGUGCGACUUGUUCAAAAUGCUCACCGUGUCCAUGACCAUACAACUGAACUCCUAAAAGAAAGUGGGGGCACAUUUGUGUUCAAAGGCCCUUGGUUUGCUAACAUGGAGAUGUUGGUCACUGCCGACCCUGCCAACAUUCAUCACAUCCUCAGCAAAAACUCCUCAAACUACAACAAAGGCCACGAUUUCAAACAAAUCUUCGACAUUUUGGGAGAUGGGAUCUUCAACGCGGAGGCAAAGGUGUGGGAAGCCCAACGAAAAGUCACUAUGUCGCUGAUGAACCACUCAAAGUUCAAGACCUUGUUAGAGAGAGCAACCUGGCAGAAAGUAGAAAAAGGGCUAAUCCCAGUUUUUGAUCAUUUCUCAAAACUAGGAGACUUGGUGGACUUGCAAGAGUUAUUUGAGAGGUUCACUUUCGACUGUGUGUCCAUAUUUGUUUUAGGCCACGAUCCCGGCUGCCUUUCCGUUGCCUUGCCACAUCUUCCAUGUGAAAAGGCAUUUGCCGACGCCGAGGAGGCCCUGUUACAUAGACAUGUACUGCCAUUAAGCUGUUGGAAGUUGCUGAAAUGGCUUCAAAUUGGCAAAGAAAAGAAGCUGAGUAUGGCCUGGGAAAGUCUUGAUGAAUUUCUCUACCAAUGCAUUUCAAAGCAUGAAGAAGAAGAAGCAGCAAGUAAAAGCAAAGCCGAAAAAGUGGAGGAUGAGGGUUUUGUUUUGUUAACAGAGUACCUGAAAGCAUACAAAGAAAAUUUUACCAUUCCCAGUGACACCAAGAAGUUUCUAAGAGACACCUCACUGAGUUUGAUGGCCGCAGGGAGAGACACCGUAAGUGCGGCCCUUUGUUGGUUCUUCUGGCUCAUUGUGGUGAAUCCUUCAGCAGAAAUCAAAAUCCUAGAAGAGAUCAAAGCGAAUGUGCAUGUGAAAGAUGAUGAGAAAUGGUGGUUUUUCAGUGUGGAAGAGUCUCGUAAACUAGUUUACCUCCACGCAGCUUUAUGUGAAUCUUUACGCUUGUUUCCACCCAUAGCAUUGCAGCACAAAUCUCCAGUUCAGCCAGACAUACUUCCGAGUGGACAUCGCGUUCAUCCAAAGACAAAGACACUGAUAUCUUUCUAUUCAGUGGGUAGGCUGGAGACGAUAUGGGGCAAAGAUUGUCUGGAAUUCAAGCCGGAGAGAUGGAUUACUGAGCAAGGAAGGAUUAGAAAUGAACCAUCUUACAAGUUUCCAGUGUUCAAUACUGGACCUAGGACUUGCUUGGGGAAGGAUAUGACUUUUGUCCAGAUGAAGAUAGUUGCAGCCACCAUUAUUUGUAACUAUCAGAUUCAACUAGCAGAGGGCCAUCCUGUUACUCCAAAAGAUUCAAUCGUACUUCAUAUGAAACAUGGUUUCAAGGUCAGGAUUAACAAAAGAAAUAGUGUUUGAUGAACAACAGCACACUAGAGGGAGGAAUGCCAUGGUACGUACUUGGCGAUGAUAGUAUGUUUAUGGUUUUAGUUUAUCUAUGUCUAUGUAAUCACUACAAAAUAAAAUUAUACCAAUGGGCUAUAGCUAGCCUAGAUGGUAUAAUAGGCUCUAGUUUAAAUUGUAUAAGCUAUCCUUUCCCUCAGGAGGUUAUAUAGCGAUUGUCUACGAAAAAAUGUUUGAUAAUAUUAUUGUGAUUUGAAUAGUAUUGUGUUUGUUUCUAAAAAAAGAGUUCAAAAUCGAAAACUUUGUUUAUUUCAUAUGGUAGCAACAACAUAGUAUAAAUGAAAAAUACCACCAAAAAAAAAAAAAACAAA